GCCCAGACCCCGCCCCUCGUGUCCGCUGUUUCCGGCAGUGUUAAUAAAGUUGCAGCGGUUUGCCGUUUGCGGCGGACAACAUGGCGGCUUCCAUGCUGGGUUUUCUGCUGCGGACCGUCCGGCAGAUGGUUCCUUCAUCAGCUUCAGGCCAAGUUCGAAGUUACUACGUAGACUGGAAAAUGUUGCGUGAUGUGAAGAGAAGAAAAAUGGCUUAUGAGUAUGCAGAUGAGAGGCUACGGAUCAAUUCUCUCAGGAAAAAUACCAUUUUGCCUAAAGACCUUCAGGAAGUAGCUGAUGAAGAAAUCGCUUCCCUUCCCCGGGAUAGCUGUCCUGUUAGAAUCAGAAAUCGGUGUGUUAUGACGUCCCGUCCACGAGGUGUAAAGCGGCGCUGGAGGCUUAGUCGUAUCGUCUUCCGUCACUUAGCCGACCACGGGCAGCUGUCUGGGGUCCAGCGAGCAAUUUGGUAAUCAGCUCCAGAACCUAUUGAACUUGCAAGGAAACCAGUUCUGGCAAGAGACUUUUCUAACAGACAAAAAGCUUUUAUGAGGGUGCAGAAUAGGAGUCUAAUCUACCGAAUGCUGUCUGUAGUUAAAUUACUUUUACAUUUUAAAUGAAGAAAUUUGAAUGUUUCCUUCUGUCAGUGAAUUCUGGCUGUGAAUUAUCUUUUCUCUUGGAUUUAAUAAACAUCCUGUUACCAGGCAUAGGGCAAAGGAUAGAGUAAUAAAAAAAUAUUUCUAUGAAAGUAA
This is a messenger RNA of Phacochoerus africanus (Common warthog), 746 nucleotides long. RefSeq names its product mitochondrial ribosomal protein S14 (gene MRPS14). Bases 81 to 467 code for a protein of 128 amino acids. Gene Ontology annotation, biological process: translation. The record is from RefSeq and is a predicted model, not a curated record. Gene Ontology annotation, molecular function: structural constituent of ribosome. Gene Ontology annotation, cellular component: mitochondrial small ribosomal subunit; ribosome. NCBI's taxonomy places the organism in Eukaryota, Metazoa, Chordata, Mammalia, Artiodactyla, Suidae. The transcript is spliced from 3 exons.